Molecule: messenger RNA, 1152 nt
Organism: Aphanomyces astaci
Lineage: Eukaryota; Oomycota; Saprolegniomycetes; Saprolegniales; Verrucalvaceae
Product: malate dehydrogenase, NAD-dependent
Exons: 3
Coding region: 29-1021 (330 amino acids)
Biological process (GO): tricarboxylic acid cycle; malate metabolic process
Cellular component (GO): cytoplasm; cytosol
Molecular function (GO): L-malate dehydrogenase (NAD+) activity
Source: RefSeq, a predicted model, not a curated record
UUUGCACAUUUGCUUGCUUGAACUAAAGAUGUUGGCUCGUUCCAUGACCCUCCGCUUCUUCAGCGCCGCCGCCGCCGGCAAGAAGGUGGCCGUCCUCGGCGCUGCCGGUGGUAUCGGUCAACCCAUGUCGCUCCUCCUCAAGGACAACGACAAGAUCUCGCACUUGUCCCUCUUCGACGUGGUCAACACCCCGGGUGUGGCUGCGGACUUGAGCCACUGCAACACCCGCGCCAAGGUCACCGGUCACGCCGGCAUGGACAACAUCGAAGCUGCUUUGACUGGCAUGGAUGUCGUCGUGAUCCCCGCCGGCGUGCCCCGCAAGCCUGGCAUGACCCGUGACGACUUGUUCAACACGAACGCGUCGAUUGUGCAAUCGCUCGCCACGGCCGCCGCCAAGUACUGCCCCAACGCCAUGCUCUUGAUCAUUGCCAACCCCGUCAACUCGACCGUGCCCAUCGUCGCGGAAACCUUCAAGAAGUUUGGCGUGUAUGACCCCAAGCGUCUCUUCGGGGUGACCACGUUGGACGUGGUGCGCGCCAACACGUUUGUCGCUGAAUCCCAAGGCUGGAACCCUCGCACGACCAACGUGACGGUCAUCGGCGGUCAUGCCGGUACCACCAUCUUGCCUUUGUUGUCCCACCUCAAGUUGGACAAGAAGUGGUCCGACGACGAACUCCAUGCGUUGAUCAAGCGCAUCCAAUUCGGCGGUGACGAAGUGGUCAAGGCCAAGGACGGCGCCGGGUCUGCCACUCUCUCCAUGGCGUAUGCCGGUGCUCGCUUCACCUCGCGGCUGUUGGAUGCUUUGGCCGGUGAAAAGAACGUGGUUGAAUGCUCGUACACGCAGAACAACGUGACGAGCCUCGACUUUUUCUCGACCCCCGUGACCCUUGGCCCCAACGGUGUCGAAGAAGUCCACUCAUUCGGCAAGUUGAACGCCGUCGAGCAAGCCAACUUCGACGCCAUGUUGCCAGACUUGGAAAAGCAAAUCGCCAAGGGCGUCGAAUUUGUGCACAAGAAGUAAUUCAAAUGACCACGUCGUUUUCAAUUGUAAACAGUGAUAGUAUUUGUAGUCGGGUCGACGAAUAAGUUCGAGGUUAUAAAUAACGUAGAUUGCCUAAGGUGCACUCAACCAAUGGAAUUGCUUUAAUUUUU